AUGUCCGUGGACAGCUUAAUUACUAAACUAAAAGGGCUUACUACUGAAGACUUUGCUGUAUUGGACCAUCCCAAGGCCUUAAAUGGUUCCGCUUGGUCCGAAACAUUGUCUUCUUUGAACAAUGUCCCUGUUCACACUUUGACCAAGACUGUCGUCUUGAAGCCCAAAACCGCCAAGUCUCAGGCUGUCGUCCCUAUUCUUGUGGUCGCUUUAGAAUCCACUCCUACUCCUUCUGGUGCUGCUGCCAAGGCCGUUGGCGCCAAGGAAGCUCGUUUAGCUGCCGCUGAUUUAGUGGAAGAGGUUUUUGGCAUUCCUCCCGCGGACAUUGGUGUUUUUUCUGUAAAUGAACAAAAUGCCACCAAGGUUCACGUCGUUUUAGACAAGAACCUCAUCAAUCACGGAGGUCUUUUGGCUGUUCACCCUUCUUCUAGUGAAAAGACUCUUUUCGUUUCUGCCGCCGCUGUUGAAUCUUAUUUAAAAACCAUCGGCGCUACCCCGGUUGUUGUGGAUUUUUCCGCCCCUGCUAAACCCGCCGAACAAUCCAAGCCUGCUGCCACUCAAAAGAAGGCUGAUGUUUCCAAAAGUGAUGCCGCUAUCGAGAAUGCCGCUUUGAUUGGUAUCACUGUUCGCAAAGACGUCGAUUUCCCCAAUUGGUACCAACAAGUUUUAACCAAGAGUGACAUGAUUGAGUAUUAUGACAUUUCUGGUUGCUACAUUCUGAAGCCCUGGUCUUUCAGUAUCUGGGAAGCUAUUCAACAAUGGUUCGACAAGCAAAUUAAGAAACUUGGCGUUCGUAAUGGUUACUUUCCUCUUUUUGUUUCCUCAAAAGUUUUAGAGAAGGAGAAAGAUCAUGUAGAAGGUUUCGCUCCUGAGGUCGCUUGGGUUACCCGUGCUGGUAGCACCGAGUUGGAAGAGCCCAUUGCAAUUCGUCCUACCUCUGAAACUGUUAUGUAUCCCUACUACGCCAAAUGGAUUCGAAGCCACCGUGAUCUUCCUCUCCGUCUGAACCAAUGGAAUUCCGUCGUUCGUUGGGAAUUCAAGAACCCACAACCUUUCUUGAGAACCCGUGAGUUCCUUUGGCAAGAAGGUCAUACCGCCCACAUGACCUUGGACGCUGCCAACGAGGAAGUUUAUCAAAUUUUGGACUUGUAUGCUCGUGUUUACAGCGACUUGUUGGCUGUCCCUGUUGUCAGAGGUGUCAAGAGUGAAAACGAAAAGUUCGCUGGUGGUAUGUUUACCACUACUGUGGAAGGCUACAUUCCUACCACUGGUCGUGCUAUCCAAGGUGGUACUAGUCACGGUCUUGGUCAAAACUUUUCCAAGAUGUUCAACAUCGCCGUUGAGGAUCCUAAUGCUGAAGUUGGUACUACCGGAGAGCGUCCAAAACUUCAUGUUUGGCAAAACUCUUGGGGUCUUUCCACUCGUACCAUUGGUGUUGCUGUCAUGAUUCACGGUGAUGAUAAGGGUUUGAAAUUACCUCCUCCCGUUGCCUUGGUUCAAACCGUCGUUGUGCCUUGCGGUAUUACUAACAAGACCACUGAUGAAGAGCGAAAGAGCAUUGAAGGUUUCUGUUCACAACUCGCUUCCCGUCUCAUUGAUGCCGACAUUCGGGCCGAAGCUGAUUUACGUUCUUACACUCCUGGUUAUAAGUUUGCUCACUGGGAAAUGAAGGGUGUACCUCUUCGUCUCGAAUUUGGUCCUAAUGAUGCUAAGAAGAACCAAGUCACUGCUGUCCGUCGUGAUACUUUCGAAAAGAUUGCUGUUCCUUUGGACAAUUUGGAACAAAGAAUCUCUGACUUGUUGAAGACUAUCCACACUAGCAUGUAUGCGGCUGCUAAGAGAGAAUUCGAUUCUCACAUUGUCCGUGUUAAGAAAUGGGAAGAGUUCGUUCCUGCUUUGAACAAGAAGAAUCUCGUUCUCAUCCCUUGGUGUAACACUACUGAAUGUGAAAAGGAUAUUAAGAAAAACAGUGCUCGUCAAGCUAACGGUGACGAGCCUGAAGAUGAAAAGGCUCCUAGUAUGGGUGCUAAGAGUCUUUGCAUUCCUUUGGAGCAACCCGCUGGUGAAGACGCUAUUGUUCAAAAUGUUACAAAGUGUGCUGCCUGUGGUUCUCAUGCAAAGGUUUGGGGUCUCUUUGGUAGAAGCUAUUAA
Molecule: messenger RNA, 2151 nt
Organism: Schizosaccharomyces osmophilus
Lineage: Eukaryota; Fungi; Ascomycota; Schizosaccharomycetes; Schizosaccharomycetales; Schizosaccharomycetaceae
Gene: prs1
Product: cytoplasmic proline-tRNA ligase Prs1
Exons: 1
Coding region: 1-2151 (716 amino acids)
Biological process (GO): prolyl-tRNA aminoacylation
Cellular component (GO): cytoplasm; aminoacyl-tRNA synthetase multienzyme complex
Molecular function (GO): proline-tRNA ligase activity; aminoacyl-tRNA deacylase activity; ATP binding
Source: RefSeq, a predicted model, not a curated record